GUUACAUCUACCACGUGAUUAUCAUGUGAUUAAAAUGGCGGCAAUUAGAAGUUUGUGUCGUUUGUUGUCUCCUUCUUCCUUGCCCACUGCUCUUUCGAAAAGAGCAACUCUACUUGCUCGAUGUCUCUCUCUUCACGAGUACAUCAGUCAGACUCUCAUGUCCGAGCAUGGCGUUCAUGUACCUGUUGGAUAUCUAGCAGAGAGUCCUUCAGCUGCUAGAGAAGCAGCAGUCAAACUAGGUGGAGGUGAUGUGUUAGUAAAGGCUCAGGUAUUAGCUGGUGGUCGUGGUAUGGGUCACUUUGAGUCUGGACUCCAGGGAGGAAUACAAAUAGCUCAUUCACCUGAAGAAGCAGAAUCAUUUGCUGAAAAGAUGAUUGGAUCACGUCUUAUUACCAAACAAACUGGCUCCAUUGGUAGACCAUGCUCUAAGGUGAUGGUAUGUGAGAAACAGUCGAUAAAGAAAGAAUUUUAUUUUGCACUUAUCAUGGACAGAGCUCACAAUGGUCCACUGAUGGUUGCUAGUUCUGAAGGUGGAAUGAACAUUGAAGAUGUAGCCAGGGAUAAUCCAGACAGCAUAAUUAAAGAUCCCGUUGAUAUCACAAUAGGAAUGUCUAAGGAGCAAGCACAGGAAAUGGCUAGAAGGAUUGGGUUCUCUGCCUCAUCAGUUAAUAGAGCAGCAGAACAGAUGAUGAAUCUGUAUACUUUCUUAUUAAAGAAAGAUGCUACAAUGUUAGAAAUUAAUCCACUAAUUGAGACAGCAGAUGGCAGAGUGCUAUGCCUUGAUGCAAAGAUCAAUUACGACGACAAUUCCAAAUUCAGACAGAAGGAAGUGUUUGAGCACAAGGACUGGUCGCAAGAGGAUCCAAGAGAUGCAGCUGCUGGUCAGGCUGGCAUCAAUUACAUUGGAUUGGACGGAUCUAUUGGAUGCAUGGUUAAUGGUGCUGGUCUUGCUAUGGCCACAAUGGACAUUAUUAAGCAUUAUGGCGGCUCUCCUGCCAACUUCCUGGACAUAGGAGGAGGAGCAAGUUUUGACGAAGUUAAGAAAGGUUUCAACAUACUAGGAUCCGACGCUAAUGUGAAGGCAAUUUUUGUCAACAUUUUUGGCGGAAUAGUUCGAUGUGAUGUAGUAGCUGAUGGAAUAAUUGCAGCUGCAAAAGAAAUGAAGCUCAAUUUGCCAGUAGUGAUCAGAAUACAAGGCAACAUGCAAGCAGAAGCAAACGAAUUAAUAAAAAAUAGUGGCUUGGACAUGUUAGCAGUUCCAGACUUUGACACUGCGGCUAAAACUGUGGUUGGAAAAGCUAAUGAGUCACCUUAGGAUUAUUAGAUAAAUUAUAGUAUAGAUUAUAAUGCUAAUAAUUGAUUCUUCUCUCAUUAUAACCUCAUUCUAUUUAUGCUUAGACAGCUUUUAAAAUUUAAUUUAUUGUGUUAUAAUUACUGCAGAAAUGCACUUCACUAAUCUCUCUCCUGUCUGUUCCUUCAUAAUAGAUAAAACUGUUAAUAAUGAAUUAUUAUUAUUUAUUUUAUCAUUAUGAUUUUAUUUUAGCAAUGUAGAAUGCAUGAAAUAGAUGUAAGUGUUAUAAUUUAAGUUCAAUAGCCAGAUUUUCAA
This is a messenger RNA of Amphimedon queenslandica, 1606 nucleotides long. Its product is annotated as succinate--CoA ligase [ADP-forming] subunit beta, mitochondrial-like. Gene Ontology annotation, cellular component: mitochondrion; succinate-CoA ligase complex. The record is from RefSeq and is a predicted model, not a curated record. Gene Ontology annotation, biological process: succinyl-CoA metabolic process; tricarboxylic acid cycle. Gene Ontology annotation, molecular function: ATP binding; metal ion binding; succinate-CoA ligase (ADP-forming) activity. Bases 35 to 1315 code for a protein of 426 amino acids. The transcript has 13 exons. Lineage: Eukaryota; Metazoa; Porifera; Demospongiae; Haplosclerida; Niphatidae.